Panicum virgatum (switchgrass) is the source of this 1338-nucleotide messenger RNA. RefSeq names its product probable F-box protein At2g36090. The transcript has a single exon. Lineage: Eukaryota; Viridiplantae; Streptophyta; Magnoliopsida; Poales; Poaceae. The coding region runs from base 204 to 1142 and encodes 312 amino acids. Gene Ontology annotation, molecular function: protein binding. The record is from RefSeq and is a predicted model, not a curated record.
CUUCCUGCCGAGACCGAGACCGGCCGGUCGGGGCGCGGGAACACCUCGCUUUCCGGCAGUGAUCCGACCACUCACCCUCCCCGGCCACCACUAACCGUCUAACCCAUUUAUAACCAAGCAAGAAGCCACUAGCUAGCUUCAAACCGCAUCAACGACACGCGCAACCGCCCGGCAACAAAGAAAGCUCCACGGAUUCGCGAUCCAUGGCCGCCGCCGGCUUGAGCGGUGGUCUCGGCGCAACGGACGGCGCCGGCGCCGAGGCGGGGACGACGGCGACGGCCAUCGAGGACCUCCCCCCGGACGUCCUGGCGCUCGUGCUCCGCCGCCUCGACGGCGCGUCGCUGGCCGCCGUCGGGUGCGCGUGCUCCGGCCUCCGCGCCCUCGCCGCCGACCCGGCCACCUGGCGCGCGCUCUGCCUCGCCAUGUGGCCCUCCGUCCGCGGCGUCCCGUCGUUCUGCGGCGGCGGGCACCGGGCGCUCUUCGCCGACGCCUUCCCGUUCCCGCCGCCGCGGGCCCUGCCGGCGCGCCUCGUCUCGGCCGUGGACCUCCACCACGGCGGCCCCUGCAUCCUGUCCCGCGUCGUGGAGACGGACGCCGCCUCGGGCUGGUUCCUCGGCUCCCCGUUCCGCGUCGACGCGCUCGUGCAGGAGGGCUUCUCGGCGCCGACGCCCGUCGCGCCCGCGGACCUGGCGCUCAGCUGGAUCCUCGUCGACCCGGCGACCGGCCGCGCCGUGAACGCGUCCAGCCGCCGCCCCGUCUCCGUCGACCGCAAGUGGCUCACGGGGGACGCCGUGGCGCGGUUCGCCGUCGCGCUCGGCGGCGGCGUGGCCCUGGAGGCCGCCGUCGUCUGCGACGAGCGCUACGGCUACGUCCGGGAGGUGAGCCUGUGCGCGGAGGACGGCGACGGCGGCGGGGUCAGCGGCCGGGACGCGCUGGCCGCGGUCGCCGCGGCCAUGGCGGGAGUCAGGCGGGGCCACCGCGGCGCGGAGGGCGAGGCCAGGCUGCGGUACGAGGAGUUCGUCGGGGGGAAGCGGGCGCGCAAGGAGUGGAAGGCCAGGCGGGAGGGCAUGCUCGACCUCUGCUGCUCCGGCGUCGGCGCGGCGGCGUUCCUCGGCUUCCUCGUCAUGCUCACGCUCCGGUGACACGUCCGCCGCGCCCGGGGGAGCAGCCUCAUGGCGUUGACUUGUACAGGGGAUGUAAAUUUGAUUGUGCUGUAGGUUAUACGGUCGGCUGUCAACAACGAAAUGUACAGCUGAAAGUUCCCAUCAGAUAGUGGUAUUCUUUUGCCGCUAUUAAUUUUGCAGAAAGCAAAGUUUAAGAAAAGGAAACUUGCUAUUA